AUGUCUUUCCCUUCUCCCAUUGUCCUCGAUGCAUCAACAUGGCUUGGAAACGACGGUAAUUGGUCCACUUUUAACAUCUCCGUCGGAAAUCCGGCGCAGUCGUUCUAUGUCUUGCCAUCGACUACUGCCAGUGUAAGCUGGUUUCCGACACCAGAAGGGUGUACGAACUUGUCUUUCACAGGCUUCAGUUGCGCACAAGCUCGUGGCGCAGGCAAUGCCAACGGAACGCAGUCUCCCGGGUUUACAACCGCUGACUCGACGACUUGGCGGUCAGUCGGGCUUUACAGUCUUCUGACAGGCCAGAACCUAUUCGGUUCAUAUACGAACCUGAUGUAUGGACAGGACUCAAUGCGUCUAGCCUCGCAGACACCAAUCGUCAUGCCGAGUCAACUGAUCGGCGGGAUUACUUCCUGGGACUUCUGGAUUGGCUCACUCGGCCUCGGUAACAAUCCGACACAUUUCGAUGUGUUGACAACGGACUCGCCGAGCAUGGUCCAAUAUCUCAAGCAGAACAACCUCAUUUCAAGCUUGUCGUACGGAAUUUUCGUCGGCGCUUGGUAUCGACAGGAAGCUGCAAACAUCAUCAUUGGGGGCUAUGAUGACUCGCGUUUGUCAGAAACUCGAAUCAUAGUGCCUACAGCUGCGGCCCAAAACCAGGGCACUGAGCUACGUGUGUACGUCCGAGGUUUGCAGGUGACGGGUACCAUUCAGGGAACGAUAGCCUUCCCGAACCAAACUCAAAAUCUAAGCAUGGCUAUCGACUCGACCGCAUCGCAGAUCUGGCUUCCUUCAGUAAUUUGCGACAAGCUUGCGACGGCGUUCAAUUUGACAUAUCUGAACGACACAUCCUUGUAUGCCAUCGAUGAUGCGACACACGCAAAAUUAAUGCAGUUAAAACCACAACUUACCUUCACAAUAUCCAAGGAUGGAACAUCAGCUUCAACCACCUCGAUCAACUUCCCCUACUCAGCAUUUGUUGCCCAGCUGGGGAUACCCUUCUAUAACAGCACUUCACCUAUUCGGUAUUUUCCUAUCCGUAAGGCGCCGAACGACAGCCAACUCACACUUGGAAGGGCAUUUCUCCAGGAGGCAUAUCUUGUGGUUGACUAUGAACGGGGCAACUUCACCAUCGGUCAGGUCAAUCAUGGGUCCGCACGAUCUAUAGUAUCUAUACUGCCACAGUUGGCUAGCAGCAGUAACAGCAGCAGCUUUACGACGGGCGGCAUUGUUGGUAUCGUUGUUGGAAUUCUUAGCUUACUGGCAACCACCGCAGCAGGCAUAUUCUUGGCCCGAAGGCGCAAGAGACGAAUCGAAUUGGCUCAUCGUGAGACCGACAUCAGCUUGGACGAAAAUGCAACUGAAUCGUUAGUUGACUCACAAUUUGAGCAAUCUUGCUUCAAACCAAUUCCGUCGGCAUUGAUUUCAGAGCUGCCAGAUGGCCAGGGCAACCCUCAAGAAUUGGAGACGGUGCGAACAUCCGAAUUGCCAGGAGGGCAGCUCGAGCUACGAGAGCUGGAAGCAAGUCAGGGGCAUCGGUCCGUUCCCAGGGCCGAGCUAGGUGUAGGAGACUUGCGCACGUCACCACAUAACCAAGACGAUACUGGCGGCCUGGCCAGAACGACCAUCAUACAUGAGCUGCCAGGAUGA
Molecule: messenger RNA, 1647 nt
Organism: Dissoconium aciculare CBS 342.82
Lineage: Eukaryota; Fungi; Ascomycota; Dothideomycetes; Mycosphaerellales; Dissoconiaceae
Product: acid protease
Exons: 2
Coding region: 1-1647 (548 amino acids)
Biological process (GO): proteolysis
Cellular component (GO): fungal-type vacuole
Molecular function (GO): aspartic-type endopeptidase activity
Source: RefSeq, a predicted model, not a curated record